AUAUCCGUUCUAUUCCGUAGCUCGUCUGUGAUUAUGUACCUGUAAAUAGAUAUAUUACUUUGAAAUCCACCGCUUUAAAAUUGUCUGAUUUUUUCCACAAUCGGUACUUUAGGACGUACGGCAUUAUCUUGUCAUAUCAUGUCUUGCAUAUCUAACUACAUAUCUAUCUCUUAAUUUAUCCGUGGCCGUAGUUCGUUCAUGGUUUUAUGGCUAUACACUAUAUGACUAGUGUUCAUACGCGCCUACAUGCGCGUACGAAUAGUACAGUGGAUGUUCGUUCCCUGAAUAAUUUAUUCGUUAACAAGUAUUUUAAUUUAUUGACAUAAAAAUUCGGAUAAAAAUGGAUAAUGAUAAAAGUACUAUGCUGGCAGUUCUGCAGCUACUUAGAAAAUAUAAUUUGAAGGGAACAGAGGAAUUAUUUAAAAAAGAAGCAAAUCUGAUAGACAUUUCUCCGGACGAAGCUCAACAAACUGAUUCUGAAGUGAACAGUGUUCUUUCUGCCUACAAAAGCGAGGGAGAUCCUGCUUUAUAUGAGAAAGCAUAUAGCGAACUAAAAAAAUUUGUAGAAGGAUCUUUAGAUAUAUAUAAGCAUGAAUUAGGCACAAUUCUAUAUCCAGUUUUGGUACAUAUGUAUCUCGAAUUGGUUUACAAUAAUCAUUCUGAAGAAGCAAAGCAAUUACUGGAAAGAUUUGGUGGAAAUUUAGAGGAAUAUUAUCAAAAUGACUUAAAAAGAUUGUCCAAUGUCACAAAACGUGAACAAAUGGCUGGAAAUGAAUUAACCGACACUUUCAAAUCUAAUCAGUUCAUAAUCAGAAUGUCGAGGGAUACACUCUCUAUAUUAAAAAGACAUUUGCAAGAGAAGAAGCACUGCGUGUUGUUAAAUAUUAUACAAGAGCAUCUUUAUUUUGAUAUGUACGAAGGAGUAGCUAGGAAUAAACAGCAAAUUGAUGCCACAUCAGGUGCAAUGGUUGGUGAAGCAACAAGACAAGACAAUAAGGCGAAAGUAUAUUAUGGACUUUUGAAGGAGCCAGACAUUCAAUGUAUGCCACCAACCGAAGAAGAAGAGGAUGAUACGGGUGGUGUUGAUGGGGAUAAACCAAAGAAGAAGAAAGCUAAAAAGGAUCCAUUAUUUUCUAAGAAAACUAAAUCGGACCCAAAUGCACCUCCUGUUGGUAGAAUGCCUUUGCCCAACUUGAAAGACGCGGAUAAAUUGGAAAAAGGAAAAGCGUUGAGGGAAGCAUCGAAACGCGUUGUACUUGGUCCUGAUACUUUGCCAUCUAUAUGCUUUUACACGCUAUUGAAUGCAGUAAACAGUGUGACAGCAGCUGAAGUAGCAGAAGAUUCGAGUUUGCUGGCCAUCGGAUUUGGUGACUCUUGUAUAAAGGUCUGGAGUCUGGUUCCACAAAAAUUAAGACUGAUGAAGACAGGGGAACAAUUACAGGACAUAGAUAGAGAAGCAGACGACGUACUAGUAAGAAUGAUGGACGAUCGUACAGCAGAAACAUCGAGAUCGUUAUUCGGGCAUAAUGGUCCUGUAUACAGUCUAUCAUUUAGUCCAGACAGAAAUCUCCUUCUUUCGUCAUCAGAAGACAGUACAGUGAGGCUGUGGUCUCUGCAUACAUGGACGUGUGUAGUAUGCUACAAAGGACACUUAUUCCCAGUGUGGUGCGUAAGAUUUUCGCCUCAUGGUUAUUAUUUCGCAACUUCCUCUCACGACAAAACCGCCAGACUCUGGGCAACUGAUUCUCAUCAACCACUUCGAAUAUUUGCCGGUCACUACUCAGACAUAGAUGUAGUGCAGUUCCAUCCAAAUUCAAACUACGUAGCAACCGGUUCCAGCGACAUGACAGUAAGAUUAUGGGACUGCGUAAACGGCAGCCAAGUCAGGUUAAUGACAGGACACAAAGCUCCGAUUUACUCCCUUGCUUUUUCCGCAGAAGGGCGAUUUCUGGCUUCAGCCGGUGCUGAUCACCGUGUUUUAGUUUGGGAUUUAGCACAUGGUCAUCUUGUCGCUGCCUUAUCGAGUCAUUCUGGUACUAUUCAUUGCUUAUCAUUCAGUAGAGAUGGGAAUAUACUAGUCUCAGGAUCGUUAGAUUGUACGAUCAAAUUGUGGGAUUUUACGAAACUCGCCGAAGAAAUGAGUUUGGAGGAUGUGAAUGUUUCACAUAAUCCGGAUGUAAAAACGAAUACGGAAUCAUAUCUCCUUCGAACGUUCGCGACAAAAAACACUCCUGUACUAGCACUACAUUUUUCGCGAAGAAAUUUACUCUUAAGCGUCGGAAUGUUCGAGUCAACUUAGCAAACAUAACUGUCUUUCAACAAAUUUUAUCAUUACUGAUGGAAUAUGGUUUGACAUCGGAUCAACAUUGUUGUAAAUUACAAAUGUUUAUUAAUAAAUUUUUUCAUAUUGACCAUGCAACGUACCUGAAUUAUACCUAAUAAUAAUGUAUUGAAUUAAGGUCCUAGAGACUAUAUUUAUAUAUAAUCAGGAUAUUUAACUAUUGUACAGUUCAAAAUAUAAACAACCAAAAUAUUCUAAUACUUUAUGUCUUUUUUUCUUUCAAAUAAAUUAGUUUCGUUCGUUGUUACGUCGCGUGAAAUGGUCAGGAGAGUCAACUACUUCUUCUACGACAUCAGCAGGGUCAACUCUACUUCUUCUCCUUGCGCUCUAGUUUAUAUCUAGUCUACAUCAACAGAACAGUCAAGUAACAGUCAAAUCUCAUCAGCGAGUCUAUCAACUCGAGCCAGAGGGCAGUGCAAGGAACAGCAAGAAUCUACAAGUCGAAAACAGUCAAUCAACAUAAGAUAUCUCAUCAUCGUCGUCAACACGAAAGGAGUCUCAGUUCGUACUCAUUCGGAGUUGUUAUUUCAAAUUAUUGUUAUUUCAACACUGAAGUUAUUGGAUCAUUCAAAUAUAUAGUAACCUGUUAAUAGCAGCGUUAUAUUAUUCAACUCAACCACCCGUAUUAUCCCACAAGAAAUAGGGGAUCGAACGAUUCAUAGCGUCGAUUAGUCAAAUCGUAACGGGAAUUUACGACUCCCGUUGGCAUGCUUCUUCGAGAUCGCGUCUCCCCGCGAACGUCCGAAAGUUCAUUCGUACUACGAUUAUUUUAUAUAUUCGAUUAAAAUGAAAAGCAAAUAAGAUAGAAAAAUGGAUUAAUUUGUUAUGAAUUGCUUAGCGUUAAUGAAUAAAGCGAAGACUAUAUUGUUUGUCUGAAAUCAACGGAACUCUAAAGACAAAGCAGAUUUGCGAAAUACAACGGAUCAGAUUGAUGAACCUGAAUUACGAGUAGAAUAUGGAUGGAGCGAGAAUGGACGUCUCUCGGUGACCACUGGAUUCCACGCAUCCAUAUUCUAUUUGAAUGAUUAAAUGGCGGACUUGGAAUAUUUAUCGUCCUUUGGAAUUCUAUCGUUGCUUCCUGUUGUAUUUUCAUGAGCUUCUAGCAUAUUGUUCACCGAAGGAACAGUGUCAUACUUAGAAUUUAACACAUACAUAUUCUUUACUCGAAUAACGCGCACUUUAUCGAAAUUUCAAGCAUGCUACCUGAAUAACAAGCAUCGACUGAUGGUAAGUAUGACGCAUGUGAAAAGUUUACAGACUGAUUCAUGAGGUCUUUUGCUAAGAUGAGGGCACUUCACUUGAAACUCUAAUUCUAAGAUCUUAAGAAAUGAAAGAGUCUAUAAGAACGAAAAGACCUCGAGAUUUUGGAGUAAGAUAGAACUGCAGAAAGAAUCUGCAUCCAUGAUCUCAGAGGGUACUUUGAAAAAAAACAACUCAAAUAGGUAAAUUAUUGCCGAGGUACGUUCCACUGACCGACAAAUGAAUAUUUCAUUUAGACAGCGAUAUUUAUAGCUGACCGGAAUCGGUUUUCAAAAGCACGUCCUUUUAAAAACCGCUUGAAUAUUAGAACAGAACAAAUAAAACUGACGAGGAUAUAUGUAAGUGGAUACGCUCGUUACUUCGAAGGUCGGCCGAGAGAGGGAUUUAAAUAAUAAAAUCGGCGCUUUUUGAAGAAAACAUUUCAUUCCACAGAAGUCUUUUCAUGAAAAAGUCGUAUUUCUUUUCUAAGGUACGUCGUAACUUUUAUUUACUGAAACGAUGAGUAUCACGUUUUAUAUAUCAACAGGAAAUGCGAUUGGAUUGACAGGAGAAGAGAAACGGACAGUAUUUUAAUUGUACAGUUGAAAAGGUAGAAUGCAAUUCAGACCAAGUUUACGCGAGAAAUUUAUUUCCGAUUGUUGAUACGCUUACUUCUAUCACAGCAUACAGACGUAAGUUAUACGCGCUUUUACCAUACGUGUGUGUAUGUGGUAUGUAUGUAAGUAAUGUAUUCCCUCUCGUACGUGUGGCGGUGUGUGCGUACGUGAAACGAUGGCUUUUUUAAUUAGUUAACACUUUCGUAAUAGAGUUACAAUGUAUGCGUUGUCAAUUUUAUGUUGCCCACUUCUCUCGCCUUCGCACUCGUUUAAACGAUAAUCAACUAUACACCAAUCUCUACGUCCCAGUCAAGCCUCGCGCAUUGAUAUCAAACCUAGGUUACAUGUGUGAUUUUUAACUAUAUGUUAUACCAUCUUUGUUAACGUACUUAUGAAAUCUGGAUAGGUUAGGAUCGCGGUUAACGCGGGAGCAUAGAGUAUCGACAACCGGAUUUUCUGUACGCCCGCCGGGAUUUUCCAUUGAUCACGAACUAAAUCCUAAAAUGGCAGUUAUAGAAGACGUCGCUACGCUCUCGCGUUAGUAGUCGUGAUGGCUGCAUGUUUCUUACAAAAAACGAUGGAGUUUAUUGACGGAUCGACGCAGAUGACAUCGAUUUGAUAAUAAGAUGGAUCCAGAGGGUCGAUGAUAACGCGUUUGGUUGAUCUUGGUCGUAUAAUUCCUUAGAAUAAAUUGCAUAUGAAUAUCGUCGUUCAGACACGACAAUUUAUAAAAUUAUAGAAUAAAACCGGUUUUAAAAGUGAGAAAUAUCGGUCGAAAUAAUCUUUCAUUGAUUUAUUUUUUUCUUUUCUCUUUUUUUUCGGACUUUUCCUUUUGUAUAUGUUUCUCGUAAAGUAUAAAAUCAAGGUUCUUUCAUUUCUUUCUUAACCUUUUAAAUGCCAUAAGCGCGUGGUGCCGCCUAUACAAAGAGCUUGUGUAUUCGCGCUCUAGUUUGAACUUUCUUAUUAUUGAGAUUUUUUAAUCGCGGCCUAGUGAGUAUCUCCGAUAUAAUAUUAUACGGCAUCUAAAGGGUUAAUUUUUUUUUUUUCGAUAAAUCACAGUAGUUUCGUUUCCUUUUUUUCUCCCGAUGUUCACAUGCGAUUUAUAUCGAAGUCGUUCAAAGGGAUUUUAUAUUGGCCGCUAUUUUGUCAGUUCCCUCUUUUUCCCGCCAAUUCUGUUCUGCGUCGUUUCUCGUCGUGGACGUUUGUAACACUCGUUUCCCGGCAACCGACCGUAAUAAAAAUUUUCUCUUUCUCUCUCUCUCUCUCUCUCUCUCUCUUUCUUUCUUUCUCUCUUUCGCUCGCUCGCUCGCUCGCUCGCUCUCAAUGCAAAUUACAGAA
Molecule: messenger RNA, 5535 nt
Organism: Bombus huntii
Lineage: Eukaryota; Metazoa; Arthropoda; Insecta; Hymenoptera; Apidae
Gene: Taf5
Product: transcription initiation factor TFIID subunit 5
Exons: 11
Coding region: 341-2299 (652 amino acids)
Biological process (GO): transcription initiation at RNA polymerase II promoter
Cellular component (GO): transcription factor TFIID complex
Molecular function (GO): protein binding; RNA polymerase II general transcription initiation factor activity
Source: RefSeq, a predicted model, not a curated record